Sphaeramia orbicularis (orbiculate cardinalfish) is the source of this 11882-nucleotide messenger RNA. Its product is annotated as serine/threonine-protein kinase WNK2. The transcript has 31 exons. Gene Ontology annotation, biological process: protein phosphorylation. The record is from RefSeq and is a predicted model, not a curated record. Lineage: Eukaryota; Metazoa; Chordata; Actinopteri; Kurtiformes; Apogonidae. The coding region runs from base 1078 to 9525 and encodes 2815 amino acids. Gene Ontology annotation, molecular function: ATP binding; protein serine/threonine kinase activity.
GAGGAGAAGUGAGGACGGGACCUGCAAGCAUAUAGCCUAUUUAACAGUGUGGCAUAACAAUCAGACGUCCUGUGAUAGUGAAUCGUUUUAUUUUACAGUGUGUUGUUAUGCAGCAGGGUUUGGAGCAGUGGGUGACAGUGGAUGGAUUGGACGCAGGGCGUGAAAGUGAGAGACACUAAGAGGGGGGUAAUUUCAGCCGAUUUAUGCGUGAUCAUGGUGAUUCUAUAUGGUCUAUCAGUAUCAGGAUGUUUUAGAGUUCAGAUAUGUGUGAUCAUUGCUGUGGUAUAAGUAGGUUCAGUCUUUCUGUUUGAUUGGACGCUCCCUCCAGUCGUUACCAGGGGCGUGGAACCAAGCAGGCUGAAUGGGAAACACAUUGUGAGCCUCACCGGUGUAUUAACCUAAUGAGCAGAGACGAUGACAAGCGAAAACAGUUGUCCGCGUAAAUUACUUACUAAGGAGCCGACUAGCAAACUCAAAUUUUCCAUUUCUUAAAGCGGCCCCAGUGGUCGCCAGCUACACGCUUUUUUACAUACAACGGCAACGGAGAAACAGGAGCACCGCAACCGAAGAACCGGAGAGGGGAUGCAGCGGCUGGAAAGGAGAUAAAUAUUGUUGUUGUUUUUUUUUUUGUUUGUUUCCUCACUCGUCAUGGGAUGUGUGUUCAGUUAGCACGACCCGUGUUGUUUGCGGGUAGCUGGGUGGCUCUUGUCUGUGAAGAAUGGGAAUAAUAUGCAGAUAGGGCGUUUUUAAAGUCCACCUUUUGUCGUGGACAAUCGGCUAACGUGAGCGAGGUUUUUCUAAUAACGUUACCGGACACAGCGGGUCUCCAUAGACUGGUACCGCUAGCCUGAGUUCAGGUCGUUUUUGGUCGGUUUUCCUCGAUUUGUACAAGCUCAUGGUUUCAUCGGAUGAAAUCUCUGUGUCUGUGUCAUCCAUCCAGUGUUGUUAGGGGCCUUUGCUGGCAAACUGCGUCACCGAGUGGGCGCUGCAGGUAUUCACCUCUUCAUUUCCAUGUUGGGAAGUCAAGCCAUGGCACACAUGACCUGGAAACCAAAGUGACUGGACUUUUAAAUCACCAUGGAUGUGGAGGGUGAUUCUAAAUCAGAAGCCCACCCCACACCCAAAUACCCCUCUGUGCCCAACUCCCAACGCGAACUGGCCAUAAAUAUGUAUGAGGCCAUGGGUGAUGGGAAUGUCAAUCUCGAGGACUCCUCUGCAGUAGUGAGAGGUGGGAGCGACCCCAGUGCGUACCCUUCAUCAUCCAGUUAUCAGAAGAAUGUGCAUCAGAGAUUCAUCAGGAGAAGUCUGUGGUUCUCGGAUGCGGACGAGCAGGCCUUUGAGGCUCCUGAGUGUGAUAACAGGAGUAAGGUCCUCAACAUAAACCUGCGGACAAUAGUUGACAGGACACGAGGGACUAGUUGUGGGAUACAGGAGGGUUCUAGUACUGAAAGUCAAGGUGGGCAAAAAGACAGUGCAACAGAAAGUGUCAGUGCUGAUGAGGAGAAGGAGAAAGGUGGAGAUGCGUUGAAUGUUACGUGCAGUGGUAAAAGUGCUAUCAAAGCAGCCAGCGAGGAGAAUGAGGAGGAGGCAGAGAUGAAGGCAGUUUCCACAUCUCCAGGGGGAAGGUUCCUCAAAUUUGACAUUGAGCUAGGAAGAGGGUCAUUUAAGACUGUCUACAAAGGCCUGGAUACCGAAACUUGGGUGGAAGUUGCCUGGUGUGAAUUGCAGGAUCGUAAGCUGUCAAAAGUGGAGAGACAGCGCUUUAAGGAGGAGGCAGAGAUGUUGAAGGGUCUUCAGCAUCCCAACAUUGUACGUUUCUAUGACUUUUGGGAGUCAUCCCUCAAAGGAAAGAAAUGUAUUGUUUUAGUGACAGAACUCAUGACAUCAGGAACACUAAAAACCUAUCUCAAGCGUUUCAAGGUGAUGAAGCCCAAGGUGCUGAGGAGCUGGUGUCGACAGAUCCUGAAAGGCCUACAUUUUCUCCAUACUAGGACCCCUCCCAUCAUACAUAGGGACCUCAAAUGCGAUAACAUCUUUAUCACCGGACCUACUGGCUCAGUCAAGAUUGGUGAUUUAGGACUGGCGACACUGAAGGCAGCUUCCUUUGCCAAAAGUGUCAUUGGCACCCCAGAGUUCAUGGCUCCAGAGAUGUAUGAGGAGCACUAUGAUGAGGCAGUUGAUGUCUAUGCCUUUGGGAUGUGUAUGCUGGAGAUGGCCACCUCAGAAUACCCCUACUCCGAGUGUCAAAAUGCUGCUCAGAUUUACCGCAAAGUUACUAGCGGAGUAAAACCGGCCAGCUACAACAAGGUCAUGGAUCCUGAAAUCAAGGAGAUUAUUGGGGAGUGUAUCUGCCAAAAGAAAGAGGAGCGCUACACCAUCAAAGACCUGUUGAACCAUGCCUUCUUUGCUGAGGACACAGGCGUUAGGGUGGAGCUAGCUGAGGAGGAUGAUGGGAAAAAGGUUUCAAUAGCCCUGAAACUGUGGGUAGAAGACCACAAGAAGUUAAAAGGGAAAUACAAGGAGAGUGGAGCCAUCGAGUUUACUUUUGACUUGGAAAAGGAGGUCCCUGAAGUUGUGGCACAAGAGAUGGUGGAGUCUGGCUUCUUCCACGAGAGUGAUGCUAAGACUGUGGGAAAGUCGAUCAGGGAUCGUGUGGCACUGAUCAAAUGGAGGAGAGAGAGAACUGUGUCUGCUGCAGUUCCACUGGAUCAGAGUGAAGGAGGCCACAGGGUUCAGAUGACCCCAUCUCAGGGCAUCUCUGCUGGGGUUGCACAUGUAGGACAGCCCCUUUUGCCUGAUUCAGAAGACCCAGAGGCAGACCAGCACAGGCUGCGGAACCUACCAACCAGUGCUACAUCAGUGACAUCCGACGGCACACUUGACAGUGGCACAGGCUCUACUGUGUACUCAGAUUCACAUAGCAGCCAACAGAGUGUCCUCUACCAGUCCCUGUUGGAGCCUAUCACUAUGGCAACACAGCAGCUUGAUCAGUGCCAGGGACCUCUUCUGACAACAGCUCGUCCUCACUCGUGUGAGAAAGGUGAAGUGUGGAAGCCAACGCUGAACCCAGAGCUCAGGACUCAUUUGGGAGCAGCAGCCCGGAGAGGAAGUGCCCCUGUUAUUGACACUCAUAGGGCAAACCACAUUGCUCAACUCCAUGCCCUCAUUAAGUCUCAGAGAUCAAUCAGUCCUACCCCCAGAGUAUCAGAGUGCCAGUCUGAGCUCAGCCCCACAGAGGUUUGCUCAGAGACUAAGGAUGGGUUCCUUUCCCAGAGUUCACUCCCAGUGUUACAGGUCACCCCUUUUUCUUCACCUUCUGAAUUCCGUCGCCUCAGUGACACCUGCAUCGACUCUACUAAGGAAAAUUUGGUAGGACGUGCACCAAGUGGACGCAGACACUCUGACUUAAGCAGUCUUAUAAAUCUUGCCUCUCAUCACAACCAUUUAUUUGCCAUGCAAAGAGGACACAUGUGCCAAGCCUGCCUUGCUUUGAUUCAUCUGAAGACACGUGAAGUCAGUAACCGCCACACCUCUGUUUUGCCAACACAUCUUUGUCCAUGUGACCUGAGACACACCUUGUCUACAGGUGGUAUAACAUCCUCCCCUGGAUAUGGGGUGAACCCCUGUUCAGAUUUCUCAUUACUGCAGAAGUCACUGUACAAUAUAAUUAGCCGCAAAGGAGCCCCGUGUCACAUUACACCCACCCAGACCUCGCUGGUGCACCCCUCAGUUGCUCAUAGGCCAGGCCGAAGUGAUGGAGACGGGAGCCUGAAGAGGCAUCUUCUGAGUGGCAGUUCAGUUGGGGACCAAGAAACCCUCCAGGACUGCAUGAAUAGAUGCGGUGCUCAAGAGCAGCAAGUUACCAGGGCUGUCGGAGUGGCUAGUUCUGCAGGUCACCAGAAUCAGCCAUCUGUCCAGGGCCUGCCUUCUUCAUCCAACACAGCAGUGCACACACCUCUGCAGUACAUCCAGCCUGGACAGAGUUACUCUGCUGUUCCUUAUGGUGGCCAUUCAAGUGCUGCAGCACCAGCUCCUAACAAUAUUUGUUCAGUCAACAUCCAGCAAACAAAUAAUGCUGCUAGCUACACCCCUCCUAAUGUGCAACAGUGCCCAGCAGUACCCCAACAUGUGCAAAGCUACCAAGCGCCAGGUCAACAACAGCAACAGGGAGCAGGACAAAGCUCUUCAUUUCCUGUACCGAUCCAGCAAACGUGUCAGACUUACAUGGCUCCAACACAACAGGUUCAGUCUUCAUCAGGAUAUCCUAAUCCUGCUCAGCAACUGAGUGCAGCAGCUAGUCUGACAGUACAGCAGCCAGCACAAAGCUAUCCUGUUGCAUCUGCAGCACCAACAUUGGCAGCCUCAGCUCAGUGUCAUCCGGCACAGGCUCCCAGCUCACUGCAGCACGUCCAAGCCACAGUCCAACUGCAGAGUCAGCAGCCUGGCCAGAGCUCAUGCACACCAGCACUUAACAGCCAACAGAUACCUAUUCAGCAAGAGCACCAACAGUCUCCACCACAAAAUGCUCAGUCCAGUAUUCAACAACAGCAACAAGCUGGGCAAGGCUUAAUAUCUAUUCCGCCUAAUCUCCAGCAUAGCCAAGAAACUGCAUCAACUAUACACCAACAAAAGACACAACAGCCUGUCCUGCAAAGCCUGCAGUCUUCUACACGGCAACAAGAACUCACACCAGCUCUGCAACAGCACAGUCAGACAUCUCUGCAGCCUCCAGUUCCACAGCAGAGCCAGGAUUUAUCCCAGACUGCAGUUCAGACUCCUGCUCCCCAGCCCCAUCCAACAGCAUCCUCGGCUAUAAAUGUUGCAGCUCCACAUCAGAGUUACCCUGCUGCAGGCCUACCUGAUGCUGCAUCUCAGACCUAUGCACAUUCCUCCCUCAGUGGGCUGCAGCAGCAGACUGCUCCAGCUCAGAGCCAGUACCUGCCUGCACAGUCUAAUGCUGCUUCACAGACUUAUGGAGGAGCCAGCCAGUUAGUGACUCCCCAAGGCAUUUCAGCUGCUUCCCAGCAUAGCCAGGCUGCACACAUAUCACAACAGUUUCAACCCAAUCUUUGCUUCGCUGCUUUCCUGAAUCAGAAUAUUGCUGCUGGUCAACACAUUUCACAACUAGGACAAGACGGACAGAGCUAUGGGCUGAAUGUCAAACAGGCAGCUUCCAGUGCACCAUCCCAGCCUCUACCUUCUCAGGCUUCUGUCCACCAACAGCUCCAACCUCUGCAGAUUUCAUCUUCUUUACAAACAACACACCAGUCCCAGUUCCCUUCACAGUAUCCCACAGUCCAGGUGUUGCCAGCUGUGACUGACUGUGAAUCAUCUUACCCUCACUGCUCUGUCCCCCACCCUUCAACCUCCUCUUCUCUCAAUCCCAUUUUCUUGUCUCCUGGCCAAACUCUUCCUGUAACUCCUUCUGUCUCUCCCCUUUCCCCCCUACUCAUUGAAAACAUUUUCACUCCAUCAAUUCCGGUUUCACUCAUACCAUCUCCCACACCUGUGAUGGGUAAAGUGGGACCCACUUCUCCUCAGCACCACUCCACCACUGCCAUGUUGCAGAGUGUUAGAUCUGAUGUUUCCAUUCCACAACCUACAUUUAUUUCACCAUUACCCACACACCCACUGCACGCACACACUGCCUCGGUCCAGAACACACACCCUCCCAAAAACGGAAGCACUCAGUCCCUGAUACAGCAGGUUCCCCAGCAGAACCCCGUUGGCCCCCCUGGGCUUGUCCCCCCUUCCCACACAGUCCAGGCUUCUCAGCUUACACAACCAGCAGUGUCCUCUUCACCCGUGCAGAUUGGCUCUGAGACAGGAGCUGUAACCACUGCUACCCAGCUGGACAAUAAGAAUCCAUGCCAGCUGCCCCCACAGAACCAGAGUCAGACUCAUAUUCAGAGCCAGAUUCCUGCACUGCACCCUUCUGAGUCUCAGAAUGCAUCAUCAGGAUCUGCCAGUUUGACUCAGCAGAAACAGCAUAGUGCUGUGACAGGAGCUGUUGGUCAGGGUCCAGCAGAGACCACUGUGGAGGAUCAAGCUGCAGAGAAACACUCAGCAGGACAGAGCUAUGACAGUGUCAACUCGGAUGCUACUUCAGGAAAAGAGAUGAGUGAUGGUUAUGAGGGGACACAUGGAAGCAAAGGCGAGGGGAAAGUCCGCAAACACCACCGCAGAUCUACACGUACUCGCUCUCGACAGGAGAAGAUUAGCAGGCCAAAGCUCAGCAUGCUCAACGUGUGUAACACUGGGGAUAAGAUGGUAGAGUGUCAGUUGGAAACGCACAACCAUAAGAUGGUCACUUUCAAGUUUGACUUGGAUGGAGAUGCACCAGAAGAAAUAGCUACAUACAUGGUGGAAAAUGAUUUCAUUCUGCCGCUGGAAAAAGAGGUGUUUAUUGAGCAGCUGAAGGACAUUGUGGAAAAGGCUGAGGACAUGCUGAGUGAAGACACUGAGGGUGAGAGGAGCUCUGACCAGGGAGGCAGUCCCAAACAAAGUGAUGGAGCUGGCAUUCUGGGAGCAGAGGGUUUGAAGGCCACUGCACCCAGCUCCCCACAGCUAGUGUACCAGCAAAAUGUCCUCCACACUGGCAAACGCUGGUUUAUCAUCUGUCCAGUGGAUGAAACUCCCAUGUUCGACAAAGAGAAGACUACACCUCAGACCUCUACAGCCCAUGAAUCUGAAAAGCCUGUGUUAUCAUCAGCCAGGUCCAACAGCAGUGUUGCUGCAGUGUCUACCCCAGCUGCAUCUUUAUCCUCACAGAGCCCGUCCCCCUCCUCUCUGCCCUCUGCAGCCCAGUCAUCAGUACAACCUCAGGACCAAAAUGUGGGCAAAGCUAGGGUCCAGCAGCCACAGCCCUGUGUAACAAAACAUAACCUUGCUGCUGCAGGUGUCAGCCAUAACACCUCCCUUCCUGCAGAGGAGCCUUGCAUCUCAGCUGUCUCUAUGGUAACAGAGAUGCCAUGCUGUGCUAUUGUGCCACCUGUCUCUCUAGAGGUGAAUGCCAGUGAUAAAGGGGCAGCUGGUGGUUUGGCCUCUUCUCAAACUAAUCAGCCUAACCUGAAGACCAGUCCUACUGGAGAACUACCCCCUCAGGUGGCUUCCCAUCAAUCUGUGGUUCUGCAGCAACCUUACGCUGCAUCAAUGCAGCCAGUGACGUCCCAGCCCCAAAGUCCAGCCCAUCAAUCUUCCCAGGCCUCUCAGAGUUCCCAGGUGUCAACCCAGCAGCAGUCAGCAGCAAGUGGUGGACCAGGGGAGUCAGAUAGUGAGGGACCACGAAGGGUGGAGUUUGUCGACCGCACCAUCAAGACUCUGGAUGAGAAACUAAGAAACCUUUUGUACCAGGAGCAUGCUCCAGCCCAGUCUUGCAGUUCUACCUCUGACCCCCAGGCCUCCACCACAGAGGGAGUGAGCGCAACACCAGUCUCAGACAGCCAAAGCACCGAGGGAGCACUUACAAAGAAGAAGGCAGAGCUGCUGCCUCAGAUACCUGAGCGUACAGAUGCUGUGGGUGCACUAAGUGACUCUGCCUUGGCAGCCACUAAUAGGGUUUCAAGCAGAAGAGAUGCAACUUCCACCUCAAGUUCAUGUGGUUCCAAGAGCCGUUUUCAAAUCAUCCCCACCCCACCGGAUGUUAUUUGCCAUUUAGAGAAAAGCAAGACGAGCCACAGUACCUGUAGUUCUGCAGCACCCUCUAGUGGUUCUGGAGGGUCUCACAGUCUGACGAAAGGCCCAGGCAAGACUGAGAAAGAUGGUAUGCUUGUUGGCAAGUCAUCUGUAUCUGCUGCACCAGAUGAUGAGAAUGCAGAAACCUCCAAACCCCACAGCAACCGUUACUCCGCCCCGCCUAACUUCUACCAGGCCACCCCUACUUCCAGCCCAGAUAGCACCCCUUGCCAUAUUCCCCGUGCCCAGACCAUAGACACCUCCACACCUCGCCACUACCACCACUCCUCUCACCUGUACUCUGAUUCAGCAGAUGAAGAAAGCAGCAGCAUAGCCCUCCCUCCCCACCCUACUCCCCCUGCCCAUGCCCUGUCUGAACACAGCGGAAGCGACCUCAUGAAGAGGGCAGUGGCUUUCCUGCGGCGUACCGGCCGGAGCAAAAGUGAGCAGAGCGCUGAUUCACCGAGCCGGCAGCCUGUGGCAAUGAACGGUCAUGCUCCUUCGCCUUCUGCAGGACAUGCCCAGUCAUCCUACAUUAGCAGUGACAAUGAUUCUGAGUUUGAGGAUGCAGACAUGAGGAAAGAACUGCAGAAACUGAGAGAAAAACACAUGAAGGAAAUCUCAGAGCUGCAGGCCUUCCAAAGGAGUGAGAUUGAGCAUCUGUACAAGGAACUGGGUAAAACUCUGCCUCCGAAUGUAGGCCUUCUUCAUGCUGCACCUCCAAGUGGCCGCAGACGCAGGGCUAGCAAACAUAAGCUGAAGGCUGGAAAACUGCUCAAUCCAAUGGUGCAGCAGCUCAGAAACAACCUCAACACCAACAGUGUUGAGAGAAAAGGUGAGAGUGCUGCCAGUUCUUCUGGCUCUCCUGCUAAAAGUUCAGUUUUAUCAGAUGGCUCGGCCCACUCCAGUGGAAGCUCCAGCUCUGGCAGUCAGCCCAGCACUGCCCCAGAGCAGGUCCAUACCCAACAGCCUUGUUCCUUGAAGGGGUCUUUUUCCUCAGACAACAUAUAUGCUGGUCUACACGGUGACAGAAUGGCUUCCCAAGCUAACGUUGCCCAAGGCUGGACGGUUUACCACCAAACGUCAGAGAGAGUCACCUAUAAGUCUAGUAGCAAACCACGCACUAGAUUCCUCAGUGGACCUGUGUCUCUGUCCAUCUGGUCCACUCUGAAACGACUAUGUCUAGGCAAAGAGCGCAGUAGUAGGUCCUCUCUGAACACGCCUGCAGCUCAGACCGCCUCCCAUCAGACGCCGACGUCUCUCACCACAGCCACGCCGUCUCCUCAGCCAAUCACACGUCUUGCUCAGGUCCAGACCAACAACAGUAACAACAAGAGGGGCACGUUUACUGACGAUCUUCACAAACUAGUGGAUGACUGGACGAAAGAGACAGUGGCAGCAGCCCAUCAGCCACGCCCCUCCCUCAAUCAGAUCAAACAGCAGAGACUCCGGCAGGAGCUGGAUGGCAGAGCUCCACCCAGAGGAGCAGCUUCACACGAGAUGAAAUGCCGUGUUGGAUCCAGCAAGUUCCAGCUUCCUCUGUCCUGCCCCCUGACUUCUACUUUAGGUCCAGGUAUGCCUAAAGCCCUGGCUCCAAACGCCUCUGCAGUGCCCCCUCCUGGAUACCUUUUGCCAUCAGGCUCCUAUGGCGGGAUGGUACCCAACCCUCUUUACCCCCCGCAGUGGCCUGGUUUACCUAGUCCUGUAGGGUCUGUGGGUCCUGUAGGCCUGCUUGGUGCUGCAAGAAUGAUGCCCUAUGUCACAAUGGCAAACCCAGGAAUCCAAGCCUACCCUCUGGUUAUGCACAAUGCUGAGAAUGGCGCCUGUCCGAAAACCACUAGGACUACUUAAUCCACAUAUUAAUAUUUGUUAGUGUGUAUGGGUAGGACAGUCCACUUUGAUCUGGUUCAGCAGAGCCACACAUGUACAUAAUUUGAUCUUGUAAAUAACAUGAUGCAAGUGUUGAUAUUCUUGAUACAACACCUAUAUCUGUAGUUCGCGUGAGUGAGGUAUGCGUGUUAUAUUAUACAGUAAAUGUUAAGUAUGUAUGCCUGAAUACCUAAUGCUUUUUGGCUUUGGUCUUUGUCUAAACUCAGCCAUACAUGACAAUUUGUCAGCAAUCAGAAAAACAUUUCACUUUAUUCUUUAAUAUGACAGUUUUCACGUUGAUUUUUCUCUUUUUUUUUUUUUUUUUUGCCUUUUUCUACAUGUAUGUACACUUUACACACUACAUGAAAAUCCAAAUACCAGUGGUUUGAGAUACAGAAACAGGGCAGUAUUUAAGAUGAGAAGGAAUGUAGUGCCUUGGACAUUGAUUAAUAUAUUUCUUUUCUUCUGUGAAACAAAGCAUGUCAGCAUCCAAGUUGUUUUAGCUUGAGUGCAGUCUCAUUUUUAAUGCAUUACAGACACUUUUGUUUUUUGGUUUACAUAAAAAUGCCCUUGUAGUACUGCACUAUUAACACAAUAUAUGCUCUUAUUUAAAUAAAAUCAUGUUUUAAUCCUUGUUUACUUUCCACCCCUGUGACAGAUGGAAUGCCAUAGUGGUGAGAUGUACUGUUGCCUUGCAGAAACAAAUGGUUAAUGAACGACUGAAGAUGGGAAAAUAUUAAAAAAAAUAUAUAUAUACGCCAGCAGCCAAAAUCCACUUUUUCAGGUCGAAUGGUUCACUUGGACACAGCCUCUUUUUGAUAGGACAAUAGGUGCGUAGGACAGCACAAGAACUGGCAGUGUUGUAGCCUUGUGCUUAGAUGAAAGGCAGUGUCCAGAGCCUAUGAUACUGUACAUAGUCCUUUUAUACAGUAUAUGCCUCUGGUAGUGCUCUUAUCAGAAUGUAGCAAUUCAUAUGUGAAGGUGUGAGGCUUAAAAGUGCAAUUUAUCCCCUCCACAAAGCUUUGAUCGUGGCCUUGCCACAAGCCUUAUCUCUGACGUGUGCAACAGGAGCAAGCUGAAAAGUUGAACAAAGUUACAAAUCACCCAGCAACACAGAUGUUACCAAGCAAAGUAUAAACACUACACACACCACCAAGCAAGCUCAGAAUUCACUACUGCUAAAUGUUCUUUCAACUUGGCUGUCCUAUUUACAGAGCAUACACUGUAAACUUUCCUUGUGCAAUCACCAGUUCAGUCUGAUGUUUAUAAAAUGAUUUUAUGUUAAAAGCUUGAUCUUUUUGGGAUGCUGCUAUUGUCUGAGGUGAUUCCACUGUACAGUUGAACGUUUUCCUCACAUUGGAUGGUACUUAAAAAUAAAGAUCCCCUUCGAGUUAAAGUAACAAAUAAGAGUCUCACAAAGCAGUGUUAUUGCCUUGUUAGAAGUUUGAUGGUAUGUUUUUUUUCUGCUCUUUUUUGAUGACAGCCUUUUUUCUUUCUUGUCAGUAAUAUAUUACAAAAUUGAAAAUAUACUUGAUGUGGGAGAUUUGCACAACAUUUCGUCUCCCUUAAAUUUAACCUGUGUUUAAAAGUUUCCAACAGUGUAUAUAGUGGGUUUCACCGCCUGUAUUUUUUUGAAAUCACUGACAAGCAUGGCCAACUUUUCAUGUUUCCUAAAGCAAAGUUAAAAUGACACAACUAUGGUUAUAAAUGUCACAUCUCCACAUUUGAACAGUUUCAGCACCCCAGUCCUGCCAAGCUGUGAACUGUACAGUUUUCUUGUAGUUUAUAUUUGUACAUUUUGUUUGUUUGACUGUUUAGAAGUGAUGGUGAUGGUGGUGGAGGGGUUGCUUUGAUGUAUAUUAUUCCAUCAAUUCGGUUUGAAUUGGACUUUUAUAGGAUAUUAUGCAGAGUCUUCUGCUUUGGUGAUAUACUUCCAGUAGUAAGAGAUUUCUGUUCUCUGUUACACUUGUAUCUGGUAUGUUUUUGUUUUUUUUUUUGGGUUCCACCUCUCUCCCUGCUAACUGACAGUGAGUAGAGGAGGGAAUAACAGUGUAAUGUUGGCAUAUUCAUUUGGAUGCAGUGAUCAAACAGAGGACUGAGAUGCACAGAGGAGGAGAAGGAGGACCAGAGCUGACACUUCCUCCUCUGCUCAUCUCAUUUCUCUGUGGACAACAUUGCCCCCUGGUGAACAAGCUCUGUAUGUCAAAAAGGCUUGUAUUUCAGAUGUGUGGGAUAGCUUUUGCCUGCUCUGUGUCCCACUGCAUAACCCCACCCUUCCCUGCUGCACUCUAAUCACAGACUGUAUGUUGAGAGAGAAAUAAAUAUUAUUUUGUGCUUGA